Candoia aspera is the source of this 3012-nucleotide messenger RNA. RefSeq names its product zinc finger C2HC-type containing 1A (gene ZC2HC1A). The record is from RefSeq and is a predicted model, not a curated record. Bases 178 to 1137 code for a protein of 319 amino acids. The transcript has 9 exons. NCBI's taxonomy places the organism in Eukaryota, Metazoa, Chordata, Lepidosauria, Squamata, Candoiidae.
GCUGCAACCGAGACGGAGCCGCAGCCUAGUCCGGCCCAUCCGCACUGCGUGCCGCGCCGCGCCGCCCUCCACCCAUCCUUGUGCUGGGAAACCAAUAGACGCCGGGAAUGUUAGCGGCUGGGAGGUGGCCGUGUUGCUACAGCAGCGGCCGGCAGCCGGAGUCUGGCGGGGCGCGCCAUGGAAGAGCCGGAGGAUCAUGGAAGUGUGCGACAGCCUGAAGACUUAUUACCAUGCAGGAUUUGUGGAAGGACUUUUUUUCCAACUGCAUUAAAAAAACAUGUUCCCAUUUGCCAAAAAACUGCUACUAAAAGAAGAAAAACAUUUGACUCCAGCAGGCAGAGAGCAGAGGGAACUGAUAUUUCCAUAGUAAAACCUCUGAAGCCACGGCCAGAACCUCCAAAGAAACUAUCAAACUGGAGACGAAAACACGAGGAGCUCAUAGCAGCUAUAAGAGCAGCCAAAGGAGUAGAUCAGGUUCUUAAAGAAGGUGGAAAAUUACCACCACCACCACCUCCUACUUAUGAUCCUGAUUAUAUUCAGUGCCCAUACUGCCAGAGACGAUUUAAUGAAAAUGCAGCUGAUCGACACAUCAAUUUCUGCAAAGAACAGGCAGCACGUAUUGCUAAUAAAGGGAAAGUGGUUACUGAAGUUAAAGGAAAGCUUCCUGCUCGAACACAGUACAAGACACCAACAGUAAAGAAGAUACCUUCUGCAGGGAUAACACCGCCAGCCUUAUCACGUUUACCACAACCAAGUUCAUCUGCAAAUAAAACACUGUCUCCAAGUGGGCAGGUGGGAAACAAAAUCCAGAGUUCUUCUCCAGCUCAUAAAAACUUAAUGAAAGCGAGUCCACAAAUAGGAAGACCACGGAUGGGAGCACCUACUAAUAUGACACGAAGCACCGGUCCGGGUAUGAUGGCAAACAAAAGAAAAGCAUUUGGUACUGAAACCUAUUCAAACAGAGCUGGAUACGACAGUGGAGACUAUUCAUCUUCUGUCAAUGGAGGAAGUUCAAAAAGCAGUGAGGGAAAUUCUCCUGCACAGUUACCAAAAUUCUGUUAUGAAUGUGGUACCAAAUAUCCAAUUGAAUCUGCAAAAUUCUGCUGUGAAUGUGGAGUUCGAAGAAUGAUUUUGUGAAUACACCCAUAAUGCAGAAUGAAAGAUAGCUUUCUUGCUAAGGCUGUAUAAAAAUCUGUGCUGUACUUUCCCAUCCGGACUUGCGCUAAGACACCAUAUUAAUUUUCUUGGGGGCAAUUAUUUUUGGUUGUGAAGUAAUAUAUAUAGAUAUAUAAAUACAUUGUAUAUAAAUAGUAAGAUACCUAAAACUGUGCCAUUCAAGAUGGUGUUCUUGAGAUAUUGUUGGAGAAUAUUUAAUGGAGCAAAACUUUAACUCAAGUACUAAGGAUUUUCAUAAUAUAUAUUUUAAUUGUCUUACUGUUCAUUUGUAGUAUUAGCCCUGAAUCAUUUGGUCUAAAAAACGUAUUCCCGUAGAUAAUCUGUUACACAUGAAAUAACUGGUUGAUGUUCUUAUAAGUUAGGGGAUAACUUGUUGGGUGACACUGUCAUAAAUGUUGUAAUAAGUUUAAUGCAAAUUGAAAUGAUUAAUUUCUUCAAGUAUAUUACUAUAGUUAACUAAUUGGCAUUUUUCUCUUUCUCCUUCCAAAAGUUUUUAAAAUGAUUUUGUGCACAGAUGUUUCUAUUAUGUGGAAGACUUCUUAUAUGUUGCAUACAAAAAGAUUGAGUUGCUAAUAAAUUAAUUAAAUUAUCAAAUAUAAUUUAAUCAUGUUCUUAGGAUCCCAACUUCUUUUCCUCAAAAAAUAAGGUUGUGAUCAGAGUUUCCCCCUUGACUGACUAUAAUGUACCAACAAAAAAAAAUCAUUGAAUAUUUUAUAAUAAUUAUGGCACAAAUGAGUUUCAGAAAGAUGAUACCCCAAUCAUGAUUUUUCCUCUUCUUACUAUUUUGAUUUGAGGGUGUCUUUACCAUUAUCAUUUCUUAUACAGUCCUCUGAAACUAAAGCAAAAAGAAUUAGAUUAGCUUAAACUCAGACUACAUUAGUAUUAAGUUGAUUUUUUUAGUAACGGCCCUUUUUUACACCAACUAUUUUUUUCCACGAGAUGAAUCCUGUAACAUUUAGAUGUGCCUUUCCCAAAAUUAAUCUGGUCUUUUUGUUUAGUACUGCUAUUUCUAAGUCUCUUAACAUUUUAAAUUUAGUAACAAUUUAAGUGAAACAGCAGGGCAGUUUUCCAUUUUUGACCUGACCAUGUAGGAUUGUUGCUUUAUUUUUAAAUGCUAUCUUCAUUCUAUUCAUAACCUGCCUAGUAUGACAGAAGGCAAUUAAAAAUGUAUUUGAGCAAGAUCUGUCUCCAUUUUCCAGUAUAUUGGCUAAUGGCAAAUUAUAGUUUUGGGAUUAUAAGAAUUAACAGGUUAAUUGGUAUAGAAUUGUAUUUGUAGAUUUUAGAUUUUUCUUUAAAAAGCAUUCAUAAGUGUUGUACUCCAAUUUUGUAUUGUUUCCUAUGUGUAUUAGUGAAAAUCUUUAGUAUCUUACUGUAGAUUGACAUUUUUGUUUUUGUUUUGUUUUUUUAAGAUACACUGGUAUGGUGGGGCUUACAUUAAAAAAAUUCUGAAUGCACUGCAGCUCUGCCUUGGUCUAUUGAGACUAUGGGGAUUCUGCUCUGCUUUGCUUAUUAACUAUUAGUGUAAUAAUAUGCAUCUUCAUUCACCAAAGAACCCACAUAUUUGUUAUAUAAAAGUUUUCACAUGUUCCAGCAGGUGCUUUAUUACAUCUUAUUAUUGCAUCUGUUUGAUGUUUAAUAUAAUGAAUUUGGUUUUCAUAACAAAGCAAUAGUUUGAUUUCUACUAAAUAGUUAUGUGACCCUUAUUCUGAUUACUUUUGUUUUCCUAAAUGUUCUUUAAUAGCAAAAGCUUCUGUAAAUGCUUGUUCUACAGUAUGUUACCUAGACUUUUGUUAAUAAAGCUGUUAUUGCAUACAUAAUCGUUAUAUCUUAAAGAAU